AUGUGCGUGAGUGUUCAUGCAGCACUGGAAAUGGUCUCGGAAUCGAUGAGAGACCUCUUCAAACAUCCUCAGUUCAAAACAAAUCACGUCAUACUGCCCAGUCUACAGUUGGUACAAAGUGUAAAAGGUAAGAAGAGCCAUCUUUCACUGAGAGUCAUUUCACUCCUAAAACCUAUGGCCUAG
Molecule: messenger RNA, 183 nt
Organism: Haemonchus placei
Lineage: Eukaryota; Metazoa; Nematoda; Chromadorea; Rhabditida; Trichostrongylidae
Source: the annotation of a GenBank genome assembly